UAACACGAAACUCAACCAUGUGACCAAUGGCGAUUUCAAGAGGUGGGGGGAAAUACGCUUUACAUAAAACACCAGCGAGUAGUGCGGCCGAGAAUGUAGAGAAGUAUUGGAUCGUGUUUGAUCCGGAGAUGUUUCCUGUCAUUAUCGAUGGAAUAAACCAUUUGCUGCCGUUUUCUUUUUAAACAAGGUGAGGCGGAAGCGAGGGAUCCACCUGCUCGAUGUUUCCCGUUUUGCUUCGAUCACCUGAAAACAACCAGAUCGAUGUAAUGUGUCUUCAGCUGUUUUUAAGAUGGGCAUUAAAUCCACGCAGUGAAUGUUGGACCCAAUGAAAUGGACCCGAGCUGAGGCCCCCGACGCCCGAGUCGCCCUCAUUUUGCCCUGCUGGCCCCGGGGAGAGAUGGCAGCGUGCCCGGAUGUGCUGGUCACGCCUGGAGUUUUGGUUAGGAGUGUUUUACUGCUGGUACUGAGCAGUAACCCUGUGUUGGGGAAUUAUACAACGGCAGCGAGUGGAACCACAGCUAACAUCCCCACUGGAUCCAACAUUGCAGCCAUCGUGGCCCCCACGGUCACGCUGGGUGUCCUGGCCGUGGUGCUGGCUGUGCUCGGUUGGCUCUUCUGCGUGGUGAAGAAGAGGAGACAGACGGAAGGGACGUACAGACCCAGCGUGGAGGAACAAUCCGGUGCGCGUGGCGUGGCGGCACCAGAUGCUCUAAAGUUACCGAAGGAGGAAAGGCUCAUUUGAAAUUUCAGGGUGUUCUGAAAGUCCUGCAUGGACAGAGACCGCGAGCAGGGAUGCGCGGCAUCGUUCCCGUGAGAUGACCCGCUCUCUGCCUUGAGCUGAUGAAUGGAAGAAAAAGCUUGCGAGGUUUAAGAGAGGACACGUUUUUAUUUCAACAAGCACUGAAUAGGUCCUUUGCGGCGCCGUGGUAAAUUGCGCCUGGAUGCCCUGGAUUUAUAUUUCAGAAAGAAUUGAACAUUUCAACGAGGUUUUGAACAUUUCCUCGGCACAAACAACGCUUCAGUAUUUUAUCACCAAAACUAAUUUUAGAUGUUUAUCUUGUUUUAGUUGCCACUUAUCAUGUACCGAUACUUGAUUUGAUUCAGGCUCUUCGAAAUCAAUACCAAUAUUUUACCUCAAACUUAUUUUGGUUUUUGCGACUGACUCCUGGUUAGUGAAUUGUCAAUGUUGUUAAUCUUAAAUCAAUAUGUGUUUCUUAGCAUAAAAAUGAUUAGUGCGAUUAAACAUAUUACAGCGCACAAACUCAUUUGAUUUUAUAAAGGCAGAUAUUUUUUAAAAAGGAAGUUUAACUCAGCAUUUGUUUACACUUCAAAUACUCUAAACUUAAUUAAAGACACAUUUAAAGACCAUUUCAUCAGCAGUGAAUAAUGCAAUAUCAUCAUUACGCACAUUUUACCAUGUCCAAUGUUUAUUUAUGCUUCUGUCAAAUAAAUGUUUAAAAAUAUAA
Messenger RNA from Gasterosteus aculeatus aculeatus (three-spined stickleback), 1466 nucleotides. Lineage: Eukaryota; Metazoa; Chordata; Actinopteri; Perciformes; Gasterosteidae. The record is from RefSeq and is a predicted model, not a curated record.